Messenger RNA from Solenopsis invicta (red fire ant), 1800 nucleotides. RefSeq names its product ADP-ribosylation factor-like protein 13B. Gene Ontology annotation, biological process: receptor localization to non-motile cilium; non-motile cilium assembly. Gene Ontology annotation, molecular function: GTP binding; GTPase activity. NCBI's taxonomy places the organism in Eukaryota, Metazoa, Arthropoda, Insecta, Hymenoptera, Formicidae. The coding region runs from base 740 to 1666 and encodes 308 amino acids. Gene Ontology annotation, cellular component: non-motile cilium; ciliary membrane. The record is from RefSeq and is a predicted model, not a curated record. The transcript is spliced from 7 exons.
UAUUUAAACCAAUGGUUUCGCGCUCGUGUUAUAAAUCACAGAUUAAUUAUAGGCCGUAAACAAGCAAGACGAUUAUUAAUUUAAUAAAUUUAUUAAAAUCUAAAAAGAUUGUGAUUACGAAACGUUUCGGUCUUACUUGACCUUCUUCAGCCGUAACGUUAACAUUAAUCUACUAUCUUUUUGAACAUAUUUUUUAUUUAUUUUUCUACUCGUAUAUAAGUACGAGUUCGUACCAAACAUUAAUUAUAAUAUUUCAUCGAGAAUGCAUUGAUAGUAUUCGAUAUUUUCUUUAACAAGUGUAAUUAUUUUGUGUAUUACAUAAUUUUCUUGGGAAAAGUAGUCACCAUGAAAAUUUAUAAAGCAUUUUUCAACAAUUUUACUAAUAUGAAUUAAUUCAUCAGAGGGAUACAUUAUUUGGUACCCUUCAGAAACAUAAUGAUAUGUAUCAGGUAUCAGAGAAAAGGACACAACGAACAUAUAGCAGAGUGUGACAAAGAUGCAAUCAAAACAGUUGUAGUAACCUGAUAUCAUCAAACAUUUAGUUUUUCGUAGUUGGCAGACUUGGGGACUUACAGUCUCUCGAUGCGAAAAAGGGGCGUGGUUUGCGAGUUUCGCGCACACCAUGUCUACUUCCACCAUGGAUUAUACUGUGUCGCAAUCUUAAGCGGAUGUCGUUCAUUGUUGUAGCGUAAAAGCAAUACAAUUUUUGCGAUGUCAUUACGAAAAUCCAGAUCAUAACAUGUUACCCACAAUAGGUUUCCGGACAGUAUCCCUAAAGCACAAAUCGUAUUCUGUGAAGAUAUACGAUAUCGGAGGCAGCUCACAAAUUAGAGCAUUGUGGCCCAAAUAUUAUAUCGAUAUACAUGGUCUUAUAUACGUGGUGGACGCUAGUGAUAUUUCCCGUCUUGCAGAGAAUAAAGUCGUAUUUAACGAAUUAAUUACGCACGAGCAUAUUUCGACGAAACCGAUAUUAUUACUCGCCAACAAGCAAGAUAUGAAUGGAGCCAUCGACGAGCUAGAUAUAGUUGAAAACCUAGAUGUGGAGCAAGCGGCCAAUGCCAUGAGAUGUCCGACAAGAGUGGAAACGUGUUCCUGCAUUUAUAAAAAGGAACAAUCCAAAACUAGCACUGCGGGCAUAAAGGAUGGAUACAAAUGGCUGUUGGAUACUAUAGUGAAAAAUUAUGUCGUUCUGAACAGCAGAGUCCAACAGUCGCAAAAUUAUCAGCACGAAAGCGUUCAACGAGCACAGUCUAUCGCGUCAAAUACACCAUCAAAAAUGUCUAUACGCUCCAAUCCUUUUAAACCCAUUAAGGAUCUCUUGGCUUCAAAGGAUGAAGCUUUAAUAAGUGAAUCACGCAAUGGUAUCAACAACGGAAGAAGUAUUGUAAAAGUUUUUGCACGGAGAAAUAAGACUGCUCCUCUUCCCGUUGAACAAAUGACUAUCGAAUGUGAAAGUCUCUCACGAAAUUCUACAUCUAAUUUAGAAACUCUUGCUGGAGAGAAAAAUACACAAACCACGAUAUUAAAUCCGUUGAAUCUAAGUAUCAUUCAUAAUGAAAGUAACGCAAACUUCAAAGUAAUCCGUCCGUAUACAGCGCCAGAAAGAUCGCAACAAUUAUCAAAUAAUAUAACGAUAAUUAAGAUUCCUGGUCAAGUGCCUCAAUAACAGUAUUUGUAAAUUUUGUACUUAAGUUGAAGAGAAGACCAUGUAUAUAUAAUGUACUACGACUGAAAAGUUAUGAAUUGUUAUAACAAUUGUGUUAUAUUAAAAUAAACAGUAAUAUAAUCGUUAAAUAAAUA